This is a messenger RNA of Verticillium dahliae VdLs.17, 1989 nucleotides long. RefSeq lists its product as uncharacterized. The coding region runs from base 1 to 1989 and encodes 662 amino acids. Gene Ontology annotation, molecular function: histone deacetylase binding. The transcript has 4 exons. The record is from RefSeq and is a predicted model, not a curated record. NCBI's taxonomy places the organism in Eukaryota, Fungi, Ascomycota, Sordariomycetes, Glomerellales, Plectosphaerellaceae. Gene Ontology annotation, biological process: negative regulation of transcription by RNA polymerase II. Gene Ontology annotation, cellular component: Sin3-type complex.
AUGGCGGCCGCUGGGGCGAUCCCCCCUGCGCUCUCGCCAGAGCAGCCGACCCUUGACCACGACGACAGCAACAUCUCCAGUCCGUUGAGCGACGUCGAGGACGGAGACGGCGACGAAGGCUCUCUCGAUGUCAUGAACAUACAUCACGAUACGCCUCGCCAGCACGACGACGACGAGGGCGAUGUGUCCGAGUCCGACAGCAAUCUCUCCGACGCCAACGACACCGAGGCCGAGACGGAGCGUCUCUUCGACACACCGCAAGCCCAGCGACACCGAGACGUCGUCGUCAAUGAGUUCAAUGACGGUCAGAUCUUUGAGCACACCCCAAGUAAGCUCCAAAAGACAUUUUCCGUCGACGAAGAGGCCGACAAUAGCGAUAACGAGUCGCUGUCCGACAAUGACGACGUGUCGCUGGCGUCGAGCCCCGGCGACGGAUCCCCUUCCCCAACCAAACCUGCCAAGCCCGCCGUCACGUCGCUGGCAAGCCCUGUACGAGAAUCAUCGGAGACGAAGAAGCGAAAACGGUCACUUCCCGUCGACCAAUCCGACUCUGAUCAACCCUUGAGAAAGCGCACGGGCUCGGUCGCCGCGCCAGACUUGGACGAUGCUGCGCGCCGCGAAGAUGAUGAGGACGAUCCUCUGUCGACGCACCCCAACAGCGGGAACCAGUCGGCCGACGAGGAAAUUCCCGUCCUGACCACCGAAGCCAAGACUGAGCCGUCUCGAGACAGCGCCAGCCCAGUCAAAGCGUCCAGCGUCACGCGGAAGCUCACGAGGAAUGGCAGCAAACACAAGACCGAGGACGGCGACGAUGACAAGAUAAACGACGCCGAUACUCACGAAGAAGGCACUGCCGACGAGGGCGUUGAAGCCCGAGUGGACGAGGAUGUGGCUGUUGCCGAGGUUGAAGACGAUGCCGACGCUGCGGCCCGAGACGAGGAAGAACUUGAGAGGAAACAAGCCGCACUCGACGAGUGGAGUCAGCUUGAAGCCAGAUUUGUGCUCUUUCGCGAGAGACUCUACAAGGAGCGCCUCGAGCGUUUGGAAGCCGAGGAGCAGUCUCUCCAGUCCGACAAUCCUACCCACCCUGAAUAUCUUCUCAUGAGGCAAUGUCUCGACGAGCGACUCGACAACAGGAUGCGCGAGGUCAACAGGGAACAUGAGCUUACAAUUCAAGCCCUCGACAGACUCUCGGUUGCCCGCAGGGCGCAGAUCUGGGGACAGUUCUACCAGGGUAUCCGGGAGAAGCGUGAGCAAUACCUGGAAUCGCUCAACCAGGAGUGGUACGAAACCCAGAACGCCAGGCGCAGCGCACACAGCGUCCCCGACUACAGCAUUCAAUUUCCCACGAUCCCUGCCCAGCGCACCAGGAAUGCCGUCGCAUACAACACUGAGGUGGCCUAUCUCGCUGGCCUCGCCAAACAUGAAGGCUUUCCCGCGGUUCCUGCGAUGCGAGGUGCAAGCGCUACAGAAAUUGAUGACGAUCUGGAAGCUAUCAAGCGAGCCUCGCGUUCUCGCCAGAGAUCAAUCAUGCAGCCUCUUGAAGACUACCAAGCCGUUUCAUUUGGAGGCACGCUCGGCCCGGCCGGCGAACAGUUUAUCAAGAACACGCCUUGGGCAAACCCCAACCACAUCUCCCACAAGAUGCAACAUGUGCCUCUUCACUCUGAGCCCGGCACCAGCGCCGCCAUGCCCUCGGCGCCGCCACAAGCUGGUCCCUCGCAUGCGGGCCACCACCACCACCACCAUCACCACCAUCAUCAGCAGCAGCAGCAACUGCCGCCGCCGCCGUCAAACGGACAGGCAACAUCCCAGCAGUCACCAACACUAUCAGCCGUGUCUCCAGAGACGUUGCGAACGGCCAGCGUCCUCAGCCAGGGCGUCCACAUGAAGCAUGCGGGAAUGGGCGGUGUGGGCCGCGGAUCCAAGGCAGUACAGGCACAGGAGCCGGCAUCGAAACAGGAUAUGCCCAUGGCUGUGGCAACCUAA